This is a messenger RNA of Raphanus sativus (radish), 2503 nucleotides long. RefSeq lists its product as uncharacterized. The record is from RefSeq and is a predicted model, not a curated record. Gene Ontology annotation, molecular function: protein kinase activity; ATP binding. NCBI's taxonomy places the organism in Eukaryota, Viridiplantae, Streptophyta, Magnoliopsida, Brassicales, Brassicaceae. The transcript is spliced from 20 exons. Bases 216 to 2339 code for a protein of 707 amino acids. Gene Ontology annotation, biological process: protein phosphorylation.
UAAUAAAUCGAAAUCAAAUCGAGGAACUUCAUAAUAAGCGAGGAGCACUUCUUCUCGAUCUCUCCUUGGUGCUCGGGAGAGAGAGAGAGAGAGAGAGAGAGAUCAUUUUCUUGUUGAAGACUGAGGAGAAAGAGAGAAAAGGAAGAAAUCUGCACAAAUUAUAUUGGAUCGAUAUCUUCUCAUUGGUUGAAUAUAUAAGAGGGGAAGAAAAAAGAAUGGAUGAUGUAUGUGGUUUACAAGAGGCAGCUGGAGCCAGAUUUAGCCAGGUUGAGUUGAUCGGCAGAGGUUCCUUUGGUGACGUCUACAAAGCGUUUGAUUCGGACCUUAACAAAGAAGUUGCCAUUAAAGUUAUUGAUCUUGAAGAAUCAGAAGAUGAGAUUGAAGAUAUUCAGAAGGAAAUUUCAGUGUUGUCACAAUGCCGUUGCCCAUAUAUCACCGAAUACUAUGGUUCUUACCUCCACCAGACCAAAUUAUGGAUCAUCAUGGAGUAUAUGGCUGGUGGCUCAGUUGCUGACCUGCUACAACCAGGUCAUCCGUUGGAUGAAAUUUCAAUUGCUUGUAUUACGCGAGAUCUACUUCAUGCUGUUGAAUAUCUCCACACUGAAGGAAAGAUCCACAGAGAUAUCAAAGCCGCAAAUAUUUUGUUGUCCGAGAAUGGUGAUGUUAAGGUUGCGGAUUUUGGUGUAUCUGCACAAUUAACCCGGACAAUUUCAAGAAGAAAGACAUUUGUAGGAACACCAUUUUGGAUGGCACCGGAAGUUAUUCAGAAUUCAGAAGGGUAUAACGAGAAGGCAGAUAUAUGGUCGCUCGGAAUCACAAUGAUUGAGAUGGCAAAAGGAGAACCUCCCCUUGCUGACCUUCAUCCUAUGAGAGUGCUUUUUAUCAUUCCCCGGGAAAGCCCUCCUCAGUUAGAUGAACACUUUUCACGUCCUUUGAAGGAAUUUGUUUCAUUAUGCUUGAAAAAGGCUCCUGCUGAGAGACCAAGUGCCAAAGAACUUCUCAAACAUAGAUUUAUUAAGAGUGCUAGGAAAAGCCCGAAACUUCUCGACAGAAUAAGAGAGCGACCAAAAUACCAAUUAAAAGAGGACGAAGAGACUCCAACAAGUGGUCCGAAAUCUCCAGCUGAUUCAUCUGGGACUGUUAGAGUGGCUAGAGAUGACAGAGGCCAUGGAACUAGGUUGGAUAAAUGUUCUACUCUUUGGAUUUCUUCUCCCUUUCUUGUUAUGACAAUGUUAAGAACUUGUCGUUACAGUUUUCAGGGAAGAACUAUCAAAAAUGCCGGGUGGGAUUUUAGCAUUGGGGGUUCUCAGGGUGCUGGAACUAUUAGAGCUUUAAAACCUCCACAAUCUAGGGAAAGACGCCAAGAAGUUACUUCUGAUCAGAGUUUUCAAAAAUCAUCACGAGCCAGUAGUGGUAGUCAAUUGUCUUCCACUUCUGGUCCUACAGUCCCCGAAAGCUCUGGAGGAGGUUUUGUUAAAAGAGAUUCUUAUCAGAAUGACUUCCAAGAAGAGGAUGAUUCAUCACUCAGUGGUUCUGGAACUGUUGUCAUCAGAUCUCCCAGAAGCUCUCAAUCAUCUUCAGUAUUUCGUGAUCUAAGCUCUGGGUCUACCAGCAGGUAUACGUCUUUUGAUGAUGCUUCUACAAGUGGAACUGUUGUUGUCCGUGGACAGAAUGAUGAUUCUGGAUCACCUCGAACACCAAAAUCUAGACUAGGUCUUCAAGAAAGAAGUUCCAGUGCCUCUGAAGAUAGCAUAGCAAAUCUUGCAGAGGCGAAGGUAGCACUUGAAGCAGGUUUCAGAAGGGGCAAUGCUAGAGAAAGACUAGGUAAUGGGAAGGUUAACAAAAGAAGGGAACAAGCAAAAGAUAGUUCUGAUCAUUUGAGAAGUUCUCGCGAUGAUUCUGAUAAACAAAAACCACUCAUAAGAUCACAACAAGUGAGUGAUGAUGAAGAUGAGUCUGAAUUGGCGUCAUUAUCUGCAUCAUUGUCACUAUUGCUCUUGCCAUCCCUGAAAGAGGCUGUUGGGGGUGACACUUCGAAAGGAUCAGUUGGACAUAGAGUUUCGAGAGCCUUAGUGAAGAUGGAACGCGAAAAGGCUGGUUCUUCUGAAGCUUUUAUCGCCAAACUGAUUGAACAGUUGGGAAGUUCAAAGGAAGUGUCAGUGAAAGAAGUGCAAGACAUGGCGAUCCGUGUGUUCGGUAAGACAGUGAACAAUGACGCAGAAAACAAAAUAAAGCAAGCUAGCAAAGAGUUCACUUCCAAUACCAACGUUAGCCCACUUGGAAGAUUUUUAUUCUCAAGAUGGCUAGGCCAAACAUCACGUGAUCUUAACCCAAGUUGAGACAUGGAGAGAACAUAAGGCUGGUGUUUGUGUUUGUGUGUCUUGACAUUGGUUGAUGCAUUGAAUUUUGGUACUUAUGUGUAUAAUUAAUUUGUUCAGCAGAAGAUGGGUGUAUUUAUGAAUUUUAAGUUUCUUUUUAUUGGGAUCUUUAAUUUUUAUCUUUA